GUUUUUGUUAAAAUUAAGCUUUCUGGGUCAAAUUGAUUUUUUUAUUCCCAGAGACUGAAUGUGAUUUUGCGGCAUGUGAAGUUCAGAACAAAGCGAUUUUCGCACGACCUAACCUUUCCCCCAUACACUAGAAAUGUUACGAUUACCUUCACAACCCAUCCCCACCGAAUGGAACUCGAACUGGAAAGAUAUUCAGCCUGCUUUACGUAAAGUGAGAAGAUCUAUGGCCUCUUUACGGACAUCCUCUUUAAAGGUUAUGAGAGUUAGUCAACUCGAUUCAGAUAUUUUAGACAUGGAAUUAGUAGAUAUUUUAAAAGAACAACUUUGGGCAGCACUUUCUCUUUUCAAGCCAACAAUUAAAGAAAACUUUGAACCAGAAUUAUUGGGUUUAUUAAACUUGACAUUGUUCAAACUGUCCAUUUAUGAUUCGUCAGCAACAUACGGUUCCCAGCUUCAAAAUUUAAAAUACCGUAAUGAGUGGAAGCAUGGUGGAGCAUUCGAGUCUAUUGCAAAAGAUGCACCAUUGACACAAGGACAGAAAAUAGCAUAUGGAUUAUUUACAGUGGGAGGACAAUACGCUUGGACAAGAGCAAAUCGAUACAUUACAAUGAGAGGGUGGGGAGAAAUGGACGAUUCUAGUACAAAAUACAAGAUAUACCAACUUUUGCAAACCGGCGAAAAAUAUUGGAAGGCAUUCUCAUUGCUCAAUUUCCUUAUCUUUUUAUGGAAUGGAAGAUACCGUACUCUUAUUGAUCGUAUCUUGGCGAUGCGUUUAGUUUAUUCCAAAAAAUCAAUGAACAGACAAGUCAGUUUUGAAUUCUUAAAUAGACAAAUGGUGUGGCACGCAUUCACUGAAUUCUUGUUGUUUUUGGUCCCUUUGAUCAACGUUGAAAAAUUAAAGAUGAAGAUGAUGCGAAUGUUGUUACCCAAGUCAUAUCUUGUCUCUUCUAAGGGAUAUGAUAAAUUACCUAACAAUCAAUGUGCUAUCUGUCAUGAUUCGGCCUCUAAUCACAGCGGCCCAAUCGGCCAGAUUCAGAAAUUAUCUGUACAUAACGCCUAUGAAACAAAUUGUGGUCAUCAAUAUUGUUACUAUUGUAUCCAGAGUAAGUUGUCUGUGUUUGGUGAUGAAUGGCCAUGUCUUCGUUGUGGCGAAAAAGUGACUACUAUACAUAAACACAUUGAAAAAAUAGAAGACAAACCCGUCUUGGAGGAAAGCUAUGUAGAAUUAGAAAAAGAAGAAUAACUACGA
Messenger RNA from Mucor mucedo, 1249 nucleotides. RefSeq names its product Pex12 amino terminal region-domain-containing protein. NCBI's taxonomy places the organism in Eukaryota, Fungi, Mucoromycota, Mucoromycetes, Mucorales, Mucoraceae. The transcript has 4 exons. Gene Ontology annotation, molecular function: zinc ion binding. The coding region runs from base 134 to 1243 and encodes 369 amino acids. The record is from RefSeq and is a predicted model, not a curated record. Gene Ontology annotation, cellular component: peroxisomal membrane. Gene Ontology annotation, biological process: protein import into peroxisome matrix.